Meleagris gallopavo (turkey) is the source of this 1340-nucleotide messenger RNA. It is a transcript of the gene IFITM5, whose product is annotated as interferon induced transmembrane protein 5. Gene Ontology annotation, cellular component: plasma membrane. Gene Ontology annotation, biological process: bone morphogenesis; bone mineralization. The record is from RefSeq and is a predicted model, not a curated record. NCBI's taxonomy places the organism in Eukaryota, Metazoa, Chordata, Aves, Galliformes, Phasianidae.
CAGCAGAAGAAGGUAACAGCAAAUUUCCAUACUUUUCUGGCCAUAAACACCCCAUCUUCCUGUAAAGCCCCAUCUCCUUCCAGGGAACCGUGAAGCGCUUUUUUACUAGAAGUAACUCUUAGGCAUUUUAGCAUUCAAUUUCCUGUUUAUUCCAUUCUUGUGAGGCUGGGGAAAAGAGAAAUGUGGAGCUUUUAAGAGCACUUGGUUCCAUUACCCCAGGCUGUGUACCAACAGGGAUCUUCCCUUAUUGAAACAAUUGCUCUGAGCAGCAGUGAAAGGUGCAUGACACAAACACAUCCUCAAUCACAGCAGCUUUGGCACAGGGGAAGCUCCAGCCAAGUUCAGCACACUGUUCUAGCAUCCCGACCAUACUUCUGGAUGAGGGAUUUUCUAGCCAACACGACCUGAAGGGCUUGGUGGAGGCACCAGCACCGUGAGCUGUCUUGUGUCAUGUCCUUGGGAGUGACAGCCACUCGGUUCCUACUCUGUCCCACAGCAGGGCUGGAGCCACCCGUGCCCCUGGUGCAGAAGGAAGGCAAGCUCACGAAACCAACUUUGUUUCUCCUAGCUUCCAGCCAAGCAUUUUUGAUAACCACAGCUUGGCAAGGGCUGUAAUUUCUCUGAUUUAUAUAUAGAGGAGCUGAGGCUGGGCUGGAGACGAGGACGAUAUAAAAGGGUCUGCUCAGCCCCACUCCAGCAGCCAGGCUGGUGGAGCCGGAGAGCUGCGGGGUGCCCCUUUCUGUGGCCAUGGACACAUCCUAUCCCCGGGAGGACUACCUGCCCAUGACAUCCCACAAGCGGGACUCAUCUCCCACCACUGUCACCUCUGCACCGCCCCGCGACCACCUCAUCUGGUCCAUCUUCAACACCAUCUACAUGAACUUCUGCUGCCUCGGCUUCGUGGCUCUUGCCUUCUCUGUCAAGGCACGGGACCGGAAGGUGGCAGGGGACGUGGAAGCUGCUCGGCGCUUCAGCUACAAAGCCCGCUGCUACAACGCGCUGGCCACAGCUGGCAGCGUGCUGCUGCCUAUCCUGCUCACUGCUCUGGUGGUCACUGGUGUCCUCCACCUCUCCAAGCUCGCCCAGGACUCCGUGGGCUUCUUCAGCAACCAGUUCAGCACCAGCGAUGAUGAGGAUAAGUGAGCGGUGGGCAAGGGGAUGGCAAAAGCCUCUCCGCAGCGCUGCUGAUCCAGCCCUGCCGUGCACAACCCCAUGCUUCUUGGGGCAGCUAUGUUAUUUGGUGUGGUUAUUUGGUGUUGGUGGUAGUGUUUGUUAUUUUUUUUUAAUCUCUUCCUUGGUGCUUAAUAUUUAAAUCAUUAAAUCAUUUCACCCAUCUCGAA